Lachancea thermotolerans CBS 6340 is the source of this 1716-nucleotide messenger RNA. Its product is annotated as sugar porter family MFS transporter. Gene Ontology annotation, molecular function: carbohydrate:proton symporter activity. The record is from RefSeq and is a predicted model, not a curated record. The coding region runs from base 1 to 1716 and encodes 571 amino acids. Gene Ontology annotation, cellular component: plasma membrane. Lineage: Eukaryota; Fungi; Ascomycota; Saccharomycetes; Saccharomycetales; Saccharomycetaceae. Gene Ontology annotation, biological process: transmembrane transport; carbohydrate transport. The transcript has a single exon.
AUGUCUUCUGCACCUUACCAACAGGAAACUGCCGCUACGGCGACACCGGUCGAUUUGCACUCGACCGUCAGCAACGGGUCGCAGCUUUCGACCCCUUCCAACAAGGCCUCCAGAGAUGAGCUGAAGGCCGCCAACAUGGCCGAGGAUGCCGCCGACCAGGUGGAGAUCCCAAAGAAGCCCGCUUCCGCUUACGUGACUGUCGUCAUCCUAUGUCUUAUGGUCGCCUUCGGUGGUUUCGUUUUCGGCUGGGAUACCGGUACCAUUUCCGGUUUCGUCAACCAGAGUGACUUCUUGCGCAGAUUCGGUCAAAAACAUAGCGAUGGUACCCACUACUUGUCUAACGUCAGAAUGGGUUUGAUUGUCGCUAUUUUCAACAUUGGUUGUGCUUUCGGUGGUAUCAUUUUGUCUAAGAUCGGUGAUGUUUACGGACGUCGUAUCGGUCUGAUGGCUGUUGUUGUGAUCUACGUCGUCGGUAUCAUUAUUCAAAUUGCAUCUAUCGACAAAUGGUACCAGUACUUCAUCGGUAGAAUUAUCUCCGGUUUGGGUGUCGGUGGUAUUGCUGUCCUAUCCCCUAUGCUGAUUUCUGAGACCGCACCAAAGCACUUGAGAGGUGCUAUGGUUGCCUGCUACCAAUUGAUGAUUACCGCUGGUAUCUUCUUGGGUUACUGUACCAACUACGGUGUCAAGAACUACAGCAACUCUGUCCAAUGGAGAGUUCCUCUGGGUCUGUGUUUCGCCUGGGCUCUGUUCAUGAUCACUGGUAUGUCUUUCGUCCCAGAGUCUCCACGUUACUUGAUUGAGAACGGCAGAAUUGAAGAUGCCAAGCGUUCUCUAGCUAAGUCUAACAAGGUCACCGUUGAAGACCCUGCUAUUCUCGUUGAGGUUGACCUGAUUCUCGCUGGUGUCGAAGCCGAGAGAUUGGCUGGCUCUGCUUCCAUUAAGGAGCUGUUCUCUACUAAGACCAAGGUUUUGCAGCGUUUGAUUAUGGGUAUCAUGAUUCAAUCUUUGCAGCAACUGACAGGUGACAACUACUUCUUCUACUACGGUACUACUAUUUUCAAGGCUGUCGGUCUUUCUGACUCUUUCCAAACAUCCAUUGUCAUCGGUAUCGUUAACUUUGCUUCCACUUUUGUUUCUUUGGUCACCGUUGAGAAGUUCGGCCGUCGUGGCUGUAUGCUAUGGGGUUCCGCUGCCAUGGUUGCCUGUUUCGUCGUUUACGCUUCUGUCGGUGUUACCAAGCUAUACCCUAACGGUGCUGACCAUCCCGAGGUCACUAACAAAGGUGCCGGUAACUGUAUGAUCUGUUUCACUUGUUUCUACAUUUUCUGCUUUGCCACCACCUGGGCCCCAAUUGCCUACGUCGUUGUUUCCGAAUCCUUCCCAUUGAGAGUGAAAUCCAAGUGUAUGGCUAUCGCCACCGCUUCCAACUGGCUCUGGGGUUUCCUGAUCGCUUUCUUCACUCCUUUCAUCACCUCCGCUAUCCACUUCUACUACGGUUAUGUUUUCAUGGGGUGCUUGGUCUUCGCUUACUUCUACGUCUUCUUCUUCGUCCCAGAGACCAAGGGUUUGACUCUAGAAGAAGUCCAAGAGUUGUGGGAAGAGGGUGUUCUACCAUGGAAGUCUACUUCUUGGGUUCCAUCUUCCAGAAGAGGUAAGGAUUACAACGUUGAGGAGUUGAAGCAUGACGACAAGCCAUGGUACAGAAGAGUCGUUUAA